UUGAUUGGGAAGCACCUACUGAAUAGCAACACUAACGUUUAUCGCUUCGGAUUGCCAUCGGGAACACAUGUCCUGGGGUUGCCAGUGGGCCAACACAUCAUGCUUGGCCCUGUGAAUGCUGGAAAGGAUGCACCAAGUCGACCGUACACACCGAUAACUAUCGGUACUGCAUUAGGGUACUUUGAUCUUCUCAUCAAGACAUAUCCAUCCGGCCGGUUAACUCCGUGGAUCAAUCAGUUGAAAAUUGGCGAUGAGGCAUUCAUCAGUGGUCCUUUCGGGAGCUUCACUUACCAGGGGAAAGGACGCAUCCAC
This is a messenger RNA of Perkinsus marinus ATCC 50983, 312 nucleotides long. RefSeq lists its product as hypothetical. The annotation marks the transcript as partial. The record is from RefSeq and is a predicted model, not a curated record. Gene Ontology annotation, molecular function: oxidoreductase activity. The transcript has 4 exons. Lineage: Eukaryota; Perkinsozoa; Perkinsida; Perkinsidae.